Molecule: messenger RNA, 5098 nt
Organism: Nerophis ophidion (straightnose pipefish)
Lineage: Eukaryota; Metazoa; Chordata; Actinopteri; Syngnathiformes; Syngnathidae
Product: vasoactive intestinal polypeptide receptor-like
Exons: 13
Coding region: 110-1474 (454 amino acids)
Biological process (GO): cell surface receptor signaling pathway; adenylate cyclase-modulating G protein-coupled receptor signaling pathway
Cellular component (GO): plasma membrane
Molecular function (GO): vasoactive intestinal polypeptide receptor activity; G protein-coupled peptide receptor activity; peptide hormone binding
Source: RefSeq, a predicted model, not a curated record
AACCCAACGUCCUUCUUCUCCCGCACUCUCACAACUUUUUUCUCCCUCUUUUUUUAUUUAUUUUAUUUUUAUAAAGCCCAGUCCCGCCGGCACUUUUUGGAGGUACUUCAUGGACGUCAUGUGCGUGCGCAGCCUCUUCUCCUCCUCCUCCUUCUUCUUCUUCUUCAUCCUCCUCACCUUCAAGCUGCCGGAGCCCGUGCGCUCCACGCAGAACCAGAUCUGCGACCUGGUGAAGGACAUCGACAAGGAGAGGGACGCCUGUGAGGCCCAGAGAGAGAACAAGACGACAGGUUGCAGCGGGACGUGGGACAAGAUCACCUGCUGGCCAGCUGCAGACGUGGGCCAGGUGGUCACCAUCCCGUGUCCUGAGUAUCUGCUCUACUUCUCCCGGGAGCUUCACACACGCAACCUGUCAAAGACUUGCACCGAGGACGGCUGGAGCCCCGUCAGCAUAGACAUAAAGGACUGCGGCUACAAUCCCAACAGCACCACGGAUGAUCAUUCGCAGAGGGACUUCUUUGACGCCAUCAUAGUGGGUUACACCAUCGGUCACAGCGUGUCCCUGGUCUCUCUCACCGCCGCCAUCAUCAUACUGUGCCUCUUCAGGAAGCUGCACUGCACCAGGAACUACAUCCACAUGCAUCUCUUUGUGUCCUUCAUCCUCAAGGCCAUCGCCGUCUUCAUCAAGGACGUCGUUCUGUACGAUGUCGGCGAGACGGACAGCUGCCAUUCGUCUGUGGGCUGCAAGGCGGUGGUUGUCUUCUUCCAGUACGGCAUCAUGGCCAGUCACUUCUGGCUGCUGGUGGAAGGCCUGUACCUCCACGCUCUCUUGGCCGUCUCCUUCUUCUCCGAGAGGAAGUACUUCUGGUGGUACAUCCUGAUUGGCUGGGGCGCUCCGACCAUCUUCAUUUCAGCCUGGGCGAUCACGAAGGCUUAUGUAAAUGAUUUUGGGUGCUGGGAUAUCAUUGAUGACAAGCUCUGGUGGAUCAUCAAAACGCCCAUUUUAGUAACCAUACUCGUCAACUUUAUUCUCUUCAUGUGCAUCAUCAGGAUUUUACGGCAGAAGAUGAAUUGCCCCGACAUUGGGAGGAAGGAAUCAAAUCAGUACUCGAGACUGGCGAAAUCCACGCUGCUCUUGAUACCGCUCUUUGGGAUCAAUUACAUCCUUUUCGCCUUCUUUCCUGACGACAUCCACCCACAGCUGAGGAUGGUGUUCGACCUCAUCCUGGGCUCAUUUCAGGGGUUUGUUGUUGCCGUCUUGUACUGCUUCCUCAACGGAGAGGUCCAGGCGGAGAUCAAGCGCAAGUGGCGGCGAUGGAUGUUGCAGCGCUUCCUGGGCGCCGACACCAAGUACCACCUGCCCUCCAUCGGCAGCAACGGCAACAACUUCAGCACCCAGAUCUCCAUGUUGACCAAGUGCAGCCCCACCGCCCGGCGAGCGUCCGCCUGCCAGGAGCACUUCUCCGCCCUCUGACUUCCUCGCCGGCGGCGGGAAUCCGUAACAAACGUGACAUGCUGUACAUAAGCGGUGCCGUCAUGUCAGGGGCCGGGGGUCACCUGAAGGCAACACGACCUUUUUUUAGUUUGUUGUAACCCCGCCCGGGCGAUGUGACGUGCAGCCAGGAUGGGAGUCGACGUGAGUACACAGUACCAUUCAGGUGUUCCAACUCCUUCUAAAUAUGGCGUGUGGCUUUACAAACUAUCCGUUUUAAAGGCAGAACCAAAAGCAGGAUUUUUCCUUCCACAAAAUAAUGUUGUAUUUUUGCCUCAUCCGUCACUUUAUAAGUCCAAAACAGAGGAUGCAAGGUUAACUUGCUCACUGAUGCUACCUGGUGGUGGGUUGGGUGCACUGCAGCUAGUCCCUAAUGCAGGGGUCGGCAACCUAAAAUGUUGCAAGAGCCAUAUUGGACCAAAAAUACAAAAACAAAAAUAACUGAAGCCGCAAAAAAAAAGCAAAAAGCCAUAUUACUUACAGAUAGUGUGUCAUGUGAUUUAAAUUGAAUUAUAGCCGCAAUCAGCGAUGGACGGGACCUAGAAGUAGUUUUGUCUGUGUUUUAUUCCUAGGGGGCGCUAGAGCGCAAUUUUGAGUUUUUUUUUUUUUUUUUAAUUAGAUAUCAAUUUUCGCCAGUCCUGAUGUGUGUGUCCAGUUUGGUGAGUUUUGAAGCAUUUUAAGGGGGUCAAAUUACAGCUCAAAGAGGCAAAAAAGACAUUUUUUUAGGAAACUUUUGUUUUGAAGGGGUUUUUGCCAACUUCCUGUUGAUUUUUGCUGAAGGAGGUCAGUGUAUGAAAUCUAGGUCUAAGUGAGACCUACAUAGAGGUUUUUGUUUCAUGUCUCUACGACAUUCCUAACGGAAGUUACAAGCAGUUUUGUCUGUGUUUUCUUCCGAGGAGCAGUUUUGUCUGUGUUUUAUCCUAGGGGGCGCUAGAGCGCAAUUUUUAUUUAUUUUUUAAUUUUUUAUUAGAUCUAAAUUUUCGCCAGUCCUGAUGUGUGUGUCCAGUUUGGUGAGUUUUGACGCAUUUUAAGGGGGUCAAAUUACAGCUCAAGGAGGCAAAACUGGCAUUUUUUUUUAGGAAACUUUUGUUUUCAAGGGGUUUUUGCCAACUUCCUGUUCAUUUUUGCUGAAGGGUGUCAGUGUAUGAAAUGUAGGUCUAAGUCAGACCUACAUAGAGGUUUUUGUUUCAUGUCUCUACGACAUUCCUACCGGAAGUUACAAGCAGUUUUGUCUGUGUUUUCUUCUGAGGAGCAGUUUUGUCUGUGUUUUUUCCUAGGGGGCGCUAGAGCGCAAUUUUGAGUUUUUUAAAAUUUUUUUAUUAGAUCUAAAUUUUCGCCAGUCCUGAUGUGUGUGUUCAGUUUGGUGAGUUUUGACGCAUUUCAAGGGGGUCAAAUUACUGCUGAAGGAGGCAAAAAUGAUAAUUUUUUUAGGAAACUUUUGUUUUGAAGGGGUUUUUGCCAACUUCCUGUUGAUUUUUGCUGAAGAAAGUCAGUGUAUGAAAUCUAGGUCUAAGUCAGACCUACAUAGAGUUUUUUGUUUCAUGUUUCUACGACAUUCCUACCGGACGUUACAAGCAGUUUUGUCUGUGUUUUUUUCCUAGGGGGCGCUAGAGCGCAAUUUGUUUUGGGUUUUGUUUUCUUUAUUAGAUGGCAAUUUUCGCCAAUCCUGAUGUGUGUGUAAAAUCUGGUGAGUUUUGAAGCAUGUUAGGGGGUCAAAAUACAGCUCAAAGAGGCGGCGGAAUAAUAAUAAUAAUAAUAAUAAUAAUAAUAAAACCUUAGAAAUACAAUAUGGUCCUCUGUCCCAAAGGGACAUUUGGUCCCUAAUUAAGAGUUCUUAAAGGAAACUAAAUGAGCUAAAAUGUAGCUACAAAUGAGGCAUAGUGAUGCAAUAUGUACAUAUAGCUAGCCUAAAUAGCAUGUUAGCAUCGAUUAGCUUGCAGUCAUGCACUGAUUAGCACUCCACACAAGUCAAUAACGUCAACAAAACUCACCUUUGUGCAUUCACACACAACGUUAAAUGUUUGGCGGACAAAAUGAGGCAGAAAAAGAAGUGGCCUGAAACACGUCUUAGGAAGUCGGAGAAAGUUGUACAUGUAAACAAACUACGGUGAGUUCAAGGACCGCCAAGAUGAGUAGGACAAAACGGCGCUGGCCAAACACUCGAAUCAGUGAAGCAUGUUUGAUACAAACAGUGUGCUUUAUAGCAAUUAGGGAGGUUUGUGUCAUGUUUGUCCUCCUAAAGAAACCAAAUUAAAAACAAAAAAUAUUUUUUCCAUUUUUCGUAUAUUUUUGAAAAAGCUCCAGGGAGCCACUAGGGCGGCGCUAAAGAGCUGCAUGCGGCUCCAGACCCCUGUCCUAAUGCAUCAAUUCCAUCCUCACAGGAAUGAGGCAAAAAUACAACACGACCUGCCUGCCGUAAAUUCCGGACUAUAAGCCGCUUAUUUAUUCCCUUCGCUUUGAGCCCCGGGGCCAAUAAAACGGUGCGGUUCAUUUAUGGGAUUUGUCUUCGCUGUAGGCCAUGAAGCAAAACCGUUUUUUAUUAAACGGGGGAAGGCGUGGCGCGGUCGGGAGAACCUGAGGGUUCCUGGUUCGAUCCCCUGGUAGCUGUUCCUGACAUUAGUGUGUGAAUGGAUGAAUGUGGAAAUAGUGUCAUGAAGGUAGAAAAACCCUAUACAAGUAUAACCCAUUUACCAUUUAAUUUAAACGCAUGCUACGGCGCCAUCUUUUGGACGAGUUUGCACAUGUGUCAAUGCCUACAAGUGUUUUCUGCCGUGAAAGGUCCGAACCGGAAGUAGAAGUGCCGUUUCAUCUUUUUGAUAAAAUAUAGAUAGAUUCUUCAUUCAUCACUCCAUGCAACGUUUUACAAUACAACUAAAACUAUUCACAAUUACGAAACGAUCCCAUGUGCGAUGUCACUGGGAGUGUUUUCAUACAUAUUGUAAACAAGCUAGCGUCAUUAGCAUUAGCUAAUAUCUUAACUUAGACUUUCCUUUUUUUGUCGUUCAAAUUUGAACUUUACCGUACGGAUAAGUACGGAGUUUUGUUGCAUUAGCUGGUUGUAGUGCAGGAUAAAAGAGCAAUAUGGCGCAGAUGUAAAUACAUAGAUAAAUGUAUAGCACUUUUGCAUAUGCAUCCACGUUUAUGGAUGUAUGUUAUAUUGUCUUUAAAUUCCAGCAAGUUCAUCCGUUUUUGGGGCGGAAUUAAGGGGAUCAAUAUGAUGCGUUCAAGUGUCUUAUGCCCUGAGGGAAAAAGCUGUUCCAGAACCUGAAGGUUCUGCUACGGAGUCCAGCAGUGAAAAGGCUAUUAACUAGCAAUUCAAUUAUUUUUGUAUUGUGUCAGGUUCAAACACUGAUUACAUCUAUUAAACAAGACAAGAAGCAAGGAAUCAAACGGAGACAGAAUUAAAUUUGGACUCCGGUCUGAGGAGAGAAAUGGCCACUGUAGUCUCUGUACAGUCCUGCACCACGUUCUGCCAAAAGACUUCCUCCCACCCCGUUCCCACAGCUGCUUCCUAAGGGAAGUGGGUCGUAAACAGCGUUGCCCUCGGUUACCGGACAGUUCGAAGAGAGUUUGUCAAGUAGUUAAAAAAUCCAUCCAUCCAUUUUC